This is a messenger RNA of Bombyx mori (domestic silkworm), 1470 nucleotides long. Its product is annotated as protein angel-like. NCBI's taxonomy places the organism in Eukaryota, Metazoa, Arthropoda, Insecta, Lepidoptera, Bombycidae. The transcript is spliced from 9 exons. Gene Ontology annotation, molecular function: 3'-5'-RNA exonuclease activity. The coding region runs from base 1 to 1296 and encodes 431 amino acids. The record is from RefSeq and is a predicted model, not a curated record.
AUGUCUUUCUUGAGCCACUCUGUUCCAUGUGACGCCUGCCACUUGUCUGAUUCAUCAGGCGAAGACACGUCGAUUGUUGAACAGAAAUAUGAUUCUGAGGACGCGAAAUCCGAGCACCACAGGAGACCAACAAAGAUCCCACUCAACUUCAGGACCUGGGAGACUGUAGGGAAGAAGACCGAUUCGGACGAGACAACUUUUAGGUUCAAAGUGGUGUCUUACAAUGUACUAGCGCAGUAUUUGUUGGAGUAUCAUCCGUAUCUCUACAUUGAUUGCUCUCCGAGGAACUUAAAGUGGAAACACAGAUCUAGACGUCUCUACCAAGAAAUUCGCAGACUGUCACCUGACAUACUGUGCCUCCAAGAAGUUCAACUGUCGCAUCUUGAAACGUUCUAUUCUAAAUUCGAAAACAUCGGGUACCAAGGUGUCUUCAAACAGAAAACCGGAGACAGGCAGGACGGAUGCGCUAUUUACUUCAAGAAGUCUUUAUUUGAUUUGGACGAUCAAAUCAGCGUUGAGUUCUUCCAGCCGGAGCUGCCUAUCCUCAACCGUGAUAAUAUCGGUGUGAUUGUAAAAUUGUCGCCGAAGGAAUUGCCCGGGUCUUCCAUAGUCGUUGCCACAACCCACUUACUCUACAAUCCGAAGAGAACGGACGUACGACUAGCACAAAUAAAAAUAUUACUCGCCGAGAUCGAUAGAUUCGCUUAUUUCAACAAUGGGAGGGAGUCCGGCCAUUUUCCUGUUAUACUGACAGGUGAUUUCAACUCCACCCCAGAAAGUGCUGUGAUAAAAUUAUUAGAUAGAGGACGCGUUAGAGCGAGUUCACUACGAGACAAUUCGGAUUGGAAACGAAUCGGCGUCACCGAUAACUGCCAGCACUUGGCCGUUUAUUUAAACCGAGAACAGGGAUAUCCAUCGAAUUUCAACAAAAUUAAGAUACACAACUCGGAAUACGCUUUCGACUCGGCCGACGCGGACGAGAGUGAUUACUGGAAUGAUGCUCACAAUCGGAUGUUCAACAGUGACGUCAUAGGUCACUCCCUAAACCUGAUCUCUGUUUACAACAAGUUCAAGGCGGACGGGCAAAUGGAGGCCUCCACUUUCCAAGACCAUUGGGUCACGGUCGAUUACAUUUAUUUUAGCUGUUGCAGCGGUCUCCGUCUGCUCGAGCGUCUGCGGCUGCCGACGGCCGCGGAGUGCGGCGUGCUCGGUACGCUCCCGAACGAGGUGUACCCCUCGGACCAUCUGGCGACCGCGGCCGUGUUCGAGCUGAGGCGGUUCCGCUACGCCUCCUAACACGCACGCUUAUGUGAAGCCGCGACUGAGACACGUACGGACCGCUCAUUAUCAUUAUAUUGUAGAAUAUAUUCGAGGUUGAAUAGAUAAAAAAAACUACAUUUUUUUCAAAAGUAUUUCUAAGUAUCGAAGGAUAGUAUUAUGAAAAGCCAGUAAAUAAAAAAAAACUAAAAA